AUGACUUUAAAGUCUUUGUUAGUAGAUCUUUUCAAGGGCCCAACAGUUGAAAAAAUAAGAACAUUAGGGGUUGAACACCAGUUCCAUUUUGUUUUGUCAUCAGACAAGAAUCUUUGUCUUCGCGUCCGGAAAAUUACCCUGUCAGCAAAAAACAAAACAAGCUCAACGGAACUCACUGCUCCUCCUUUAAAGACUCCAGAUGGGAAAGUAGUCCAAGUUUCACUUGAAGAUGCUGCUCCAAGUGUUGACUUCGAUCUACGACGAGUAUCUUUGCCGUCCGAAGACAAAUGGAAACGCGCUCAUCGUGUACCACCUGAAGUUAUCAAAGGUGAUAAAACGCCUAAAAAUAAGCAUGUUGAUGUCUUUGGUAGCCGAAUAGGACGAGUUCAUGUAGGCAAGUCUUCCGAACUGGAGAAUUUACGACCUGGACCUACCAUCCGAACUGCUUUGACCGGGCAUCGAAAACGUGGUUUUGAACGAAUAAAACCUGGCGUCAAUAAGUCUCGAAACACUUCAGUUCCUACUGAUCUUACUUCUAACAAACGGCGGAAACUGUUUACAGACACAUAA
Schistosoma turkestanicum is the source of this 570-nucleotide messenger RNA. The record is from the annotation of a GenBank genome assembly. Lineage: Eukaryota; Metazoa; Platyhelminthes; Trematoda; Strigeidida; Schistosomatidae.